Molecule: messenger RNA, 5626 nt
Organism: Python bivittatus (Burmese python)
Lineage: Eukaryota; Metazoa; Chordata; Lepidosauria; Squamata; Pythonidae
Source: RefSeq, a predicted model, not a curated record
UUUUGUUUUCCAGGCCAUGCAGAGAAGUUUCUAGACAUCUUUCAGCGGACACCACUGGGGGAACAUAUUGCUUGCUUUUCAGAGGAAGAGAAGACCAUCUUUUUUCACUAUUACAUCCAAGACUUUAUUCUUCUGGAAAUGGGUGUGACCUCGGAGAGGGAACUAAAUGUGUUGCAAGUGGCCCUCUUGUCAUGUGUGGAAGAAGUGAAGGCUACCUCUUCUAGUGUAGAAGAAAGAGUGCCAUCCCUUCCCUGGAUCCACCUUGGUUACCAUCGGUUUAGGAGUCGGCUGCAGAACUUUUCCAGGAUUCUUACUGUGUGCCCUAAUGUGCUUCCUACUCUUGAACAAAUCGGAAAGCAAGCAAGCUACAGUUUGCAAAGUCAAAUGGUGCUAGACGUGUAUGCUGCACUGGCCUGUACUGAAAUGUUGUCAUCGACAGCCCUGGAAUGGAAAACUCGGGCAUGGCUCCAGUGGGUGAAGAACCUUCAAAUGCCCAUUGAACUUGUGUGUGCAGAAAACUGUAGACAAGGCAGUGGAAGCCAGUGCGACCAAAGGCUCCAAGAGGUCAAGCACCAAUGGAGUAAGAUUUUCUCAGUGUCCCUUUUUAUGGAGCAUGUGCUCCUUGGAGCAGAAACAUUGAUUCCAGAACUGCAGAUGCUGGUAAAGAAGUACAUCAUGCAACUUAACAAUUGUUUUCAGUGGGAUCCUGACAUCAAAACUAAGACAACAUUCACUGCAGUGAUGAGAGUGCUAUGUCAGUGCAAGGAAGAGGCCAGUCAAUCAUUUUGCAGGUUUGGUUUAAGGUCAUGCCCAAUAUGCUUGGGCGAUCCUAGAGAUCCAGUAAACCUUCCGUGUGAUCAUGUAUAUUGUUACGAUUGUAUCAAACAGUACCUGGUGCUGGGACAGAUGUUCUGCCCAUAUUGCCUGGUCAGUCUGCCAGAUGAUUACAAACCCACAGUAUCUGAGAAGCUCAGCAUUGCCAUAAAGAAAAAUACCCAGUUCCGUAAAUUAUGCAACAGUUUUUUCAUAGACCUGGUUUCUACAAUGUGUUUCAAAGGCAAUAAUCCCCCAGAGAAAGCUGUGAUUGAAGAGCUGUUGAAUCUGAUGUUUGUUCACAAGAAGAUUUUGAGAGGCCCUGAAAGCUUACAUACCAAAUCUUUGUCCCCCUUUGAUGACGUGGUGGAUAAAACUCCUGUAAUCCGUUCUGUGGUGUUAAAAUUGCUUCUGAAAUACAGCUUCAGUGAUGUGAAAGUCUAUGUACAAGAACAUUUAUCACAAGUUGAAGCAAAUCGCAUCAUAGACAAGGAAGAUAAAAUAGAGCUGUACAUGCUAUUCAUCAAUUGCUUUGAGGAUUCAAUGUGUGAGAAAACAGGAAAUUUCCCCAAGGAAAGCAAAACAAGCUACUUGGCAAAGGAUGGUCAUUUUCUGGAAAAUUAUUUUCAUCAGUACAAUCGCAGCCAUCCAGUUUCCCAAGAAUUCACCAUUGAGUAUUUGCAGGGAAUUGCCAACAUCCGUCUAUGCAUGGAUAGAGCUGCAGAGGUGAUCUUUGAACUUCAUGAAACUUCAGUUAGUAGUGAAGAAAAAGAAAAGCAACUCCACCUGCAAAAAGUGAUGCAGUUCUUCUGUUGUACUCAAAAUGACUGGUAUAGAAUUUACCUUGUUCGAAAACUUACUAACCAGUUUGGGUUGGAGUUCACACAGAAGCUUUUGAAUAACCAUCGGUAUCACUGGGUUUUUCCACCAGAAAUAAUUGAAGAGCAACAGAGACUCCAGCCUGGUCGCAUUGAUCGAUUCCUGGUUUGUGGCAAGAACUACAAAGCCAUGCGUGAUGCUGUGGGGGAAGGAUUGAUAAAAUGCCAGACAGAGGGCAUUGCAGCAGCUGUGAAGGCAUAUAAAGGCUCCAGAUCUGCACUGGCAGGUCAUUUUCUCUUGGCUGUCUUCAGAGAGCUCACAUCCCUGUAUGGAUGCAAAGAUCCAAAUAUGCAUCCUAAGCAGAAGCAAUGUGAUGUACUUAAAGAAUUCAUCCAGAACUCCACAGUUCUUCCAUCUGAAAAACUGAAGUCAUUUGCUGAAUCUCUUCUGUUUAAUCAGCUCCCCUUACUGACCCUGCCUCUUCUGUCUUUCAAUCACGACAUGAUGGUGACUGAAAUGGCAGUUCAUACUGCAGUUGUUCUGCUUUCUGGCCAGAAUCGAAUCCUUGAACCUCUAAGGAAUCUGGCAUUCUCACCCAAUACCAUGCAGCAUGCUUUUCUGCCAACCAUGCCAGAAGACAUGUUAGCUCAAGCUGUGAAGUGGGAGGGAAUGGCAAGAUUCUAUUGGUAUAUGUGUCCAAAUGGUCAUCCCUGCAUUAUUGGAGAGUGUGGUAGACCUAUGGAACAUGGUCGUUGUGUUGAUUGUGGUGCUCAAAUUGGAGGUGUUAACCACAUGCCAAUACCAAACUUCCAAAAAGCAAGGGAUAUUUCGGACAGGACACAAACAGGCCACAUACUUGGAGAUCCUAGGAAAAGGGGUCCUGUGAUCACAUCUGAGAGGGCGUUAUCUCCAGCUGUCGUAAUUCUGAUUCGCUUGCUCACUCAUUUGUCAUUGCUUCUGGGAGCCUCAAAUGAUACUCAGUCUCUCCUGCAGAUCAUAAAGCCAAAGGUUCAGGAUCCAGUAAGCUUCUUGCGGCUCCAUAUUCAUAAGGACUUAGAGCAGCUGAUGAAUACUCUUGGGAAGAGUGCUGAUGAAACCAUUAAUGUCAUCCAUCUCAUUCUGUGUAGCCUUUUCAAGGACCAGCAUGCAGGACAAUGGCCAGUGCAUUUUGACAGUCAGCUUUCCACAAAAGAAAAGCGAAACAAUUGGGAAGAAAAUGUUGCACACAUCAUUAUUCUACCUGAACUAAAGCAUUUGGAUAAAACGCUUCUGGACUUGAAUAAACAAAUCAGUGAAGAUGAAAGACUUUCUUCCAACCCUGUAGUGAAAAUUAUUUAUGGGGACCCUGCAGUCUUUCUAUCCCAUCUUCCUAAGGACAGUGCUAUGCACUCCUCUCGGAUAUGGAGCUGCAGGAAGAGGAUAUCAGUUGAGUACCUGGCCCAUAUUGUCCAACAGAAGGGUGGCAAGGACACUGUGCCUGUCUUGUGGAAAUUUUUGCAAAAGGAAGCUGAAUUGAGACAGGUGAAAUUUCUGCCAGAAAUUCUUGCUCUGCAGAAAGACUUAGUGAAGAGAUUUCAGAAUGUCUCAGAAAUGGAGCAUUGCACGAUUGAAGAUUUUCUCAGCAAUUUUUCCUCAGGAGGUGUCAGGUCACUGAUGAGAGUCAGAGUGGAAAAAUUUCUGGAUGUGUGGAACAAGCUCAGAUCAUCCAUAGAAACAAAUGGUGAAAUUAAGCUUCCUAAAGAUUAUUGCAGUAUGGACCGCACUGUAAAAGACACUUUUGAAAUCCUUCUGCCUCGCCGGAGAGGUCUAGGCCUGUGUGCCACAUCCUUGGUCAGCUACCUUGUUCAGUUGCACAAUGAUUUCGUCAACACCAUAAUAGAUUAUUCAGCAGAUGGCAAUAGAUAUUCUGUCAGUCCUGCUGAAGUGGCUGAUCUGCAUAUGAUCAGUUAUGAAGUAGAAAAGGAUUUGAUCCCACUCAUUCUGUCCAACUGCCAGUAUAGCAUGGAGAAAGGAGGAGAGGCCCUGCAGGAAUUUGACCUGGAAAAAAUCCAGCAGCAAGUCAUCAGUAGAUUCCUGCAAGGGAAGCCAAAGAUCACAUUGCAGGGGAUACCCACUCUGGUAUAUAGAUAUGACCAAAAUUAUGAGCAAGUCUUCAGCAAUAUCAAGAGAAAGCUGGAUCAGAGCUCCCUUUCAGAUUCUAAAAUGGGCAUGAUCAGAGGGGAGUUGGUGUCCUACAGUGACAUCUGUGAGGCACUGUCUGUCACUGAAAUUAUUUUAAGAUUCCUGGGUACGACUGGAGGUGACUCACAUAUGACUUUGACCGACUAUGCUGAAAAUGUCCUGCAGAUGAGCAGUCAGAUAAGUCUUCCAGUGAUGAAGGUGAGUGCUGGGGAUAACAGAUUCACCUUGUCUCUACAAGAUGAAAAAGACAUGCCAGUUAGGCUGAAGCUAUAUAUGUAUAGCUCAGACUGAGAAAGAUAGCUGGCCUUUUCCUCACUUUGUUCCCACGUCCACCAUUCUGAUCACUGAAGAAAGUUUCUGAUCACUCCUGUGAGUGGUAAACAUCAGUCUUCUUGAAAUUAUAGUAGAGAACCAUCCUUGUAAUUGGACUGUGUUUUGGUAGUAUUUGGGUGGUAGAAGGGAAAGUGUAGUACAACUGAAGAGCCUAAAAAGAACCCUAAUGGAUCAUAUAAGUGUAUUUCAAUCAGGUGAAUCUAAGCAGCUUAUAAAUAAAACAAAUACAUUCCACUGUUGCUGCCUGGCAGCCAGUGACCAUCCCAUCUUAUGGUAGUACUUUCUAGAAUUUAUUAGGCAAAUUUCUAGGCUGACCAAUUAUAAUGACUCUAGGUGGCUUAACAUAUCUGGACAUAAAAGAAAAAAUAAAACCCAAAAGAUAGUGUCAUCUGGAGGGAACAGCAGAGAUAAAACCCCCUGCCCCAGAAGAGAUGGAAACCGACAAAAAAGCCCCUCAGUCACCCUAACCUAAUGCCUGAGGGAAGUGUCAUGUUUUUAAUGUUCUUUUAAAAGUUGCUAAGGUAGGGUUCGUGCACAUCUCUUGGGAGAUGCUGUUCCAGAGGGCAGGUGCCAUGACAAAGAAGGCUCACUUCCUGAGUCCUGCUAGAUGACUUUGUUUAACUGGCAGAACCAGGAAUGAGCCAACUGUCAUAGGAGACAGACAAUUCCUCAGAUAACUGGCCCCGAUGCCAUGUAGGGCUUUAAAGGUGACAACCAGCAUCUUACAUUGCACCUGGAAGCCAAGUGAUAGCCAGUGCAGUUCACAAAGCAUGGGUGUUAUAUGGGCAUGGCAUAGCCUGCCCAUCACUACUUGUGCCACUGCAUUCAGGACCAGCUAUAGCUUCCAAAUAGUCUUCAGGUAUAGUCCCAUGUAGAGCACAUUGCAGUAAUCCAUCUAUGAGGUGACCAGGGUAUGGUUGACCAUAAGGAGGGCUUCCUGGUCCAAGAAAAGGUGCAACUGGUGCCCAAGAUGAACCUAUGUGAAGGCCCUCCUGGCCACAUCUGCCACCUGCUCUUCAAGCAGGAGCUGUGAGUCCAGAAGGACCCCCAAAUUACAUACCAGACCCAGACAGGGUAGUGCAGCCCCAUUUUGGCAAAAGAUAGAAGAUCCUCUACACUGUGGGGCCAAAUAACACUUAGUCUUGCUAGGGUUGAACCUGAGCUUGUUCCUCUUGAAUCAAAAUCACACAUUCUCUAGGCACUAGGACGUAAUGUCAACAGCAUCACUUGGCUGGCCCAGGGACAAGAUGUGUAAUUGAGUAUCAUCAGCAAAUUCAUGAUGCCUGACCCUGAAUCAGCAGAUGGCCUGACUCAGCAGCCUCAUGUAGAUGUUAAAUAGGAGGGGUGAGAGCAUAGAGCCCUGAGGCACUUCACAACGAACUACAACGAACUACUUCCUUUUAUCAGUCCUGAAUCCUGAGUUCUGUCAUUGUGAGAAAAGGAGAGCCAGUUUGGUCUAGUGGUUAAGGCAUCAGGCUAG